Messenger RNA from Striga asiatica, 1547 nucleotides. The record is from the annotation of a GenBank genome assembly. Lineage: Eukaryota; Viridiplantae; Streptophyta; Magnoliopsida; Lamiales; Orobanchaceae.
AUGGCUGCGGCGAUUCAAAGAGGCGGCGGCGCGCGGAGGGCGAUGGAGGAGAACGACGCGAAGCUUGUGUUCGAGACGUCGAAGGGCGUGGAGCCCAUCAUGAGCUUCGACGAGAUGGGGAUAAAGGAUGAUCUCCUCAGAGGCAUCUACAAUUACGGCUUCGAGAAGCCCUCCGCCAUCCAGCAGCGGGCGGUGCUCCCCAUUAUCUCCGGUCGUGACGUCAUUGCCCAGGCACAGUCUGGUACGGGCAAGACGUCCAUGAUUGCGCUCGCCGUUUGCCAGAUUGUUGACACCAAGUCUUCCGAGUAUGUGUUUCGUGCUCGUAUGAGCUGCAAUUUGAAUUCGUCUGUUGUUGUUUGGGUGUUCUCUUUGGUCCAAGCCUUGAUUGUGUCUCCUACGAGGGAGUUGGCAGCUCAGACAGAGAAAGUAAUACUGGCAAUUGGUGACUAUAUAAACAUUCAAGCUCAUGCUUGCAUUGGAGGCAAAAGUGUUGGCGAGGAUAUAAGAAAACUAGAGCAUGGUGUUCAAGUUGUGUCAGGCACUCCUGGUAGAGUUUGUGACAUGAUUAAGAGGAGAACUUUAAGAACUAGAUCAAUCAAAUUACUGAUUCUGGAUGAAUCUGAUGAAAUGUUGAGCAGAGGGUUUAAAGAUCAAAUUUAUGAUGUUUAUAGAUAUCUUCCACCUGAGCUCCAGGUUGUUUUAAUCUCCGCCACCCUCCCAAAUGAAAUAUUGGAGAUGACAAGUAAAUUCAUGACUGAUCCAGUUCGUAUCCUUGUAAAACGUGAUGAAUUGACACUGGAGGGCAUCAAGCAGUUUUUCGUUGCAGUAGAAAGAGAAGAAUGGAAAUUUGAUACUCUGUGUGAUUUGUAUGAUACCCUUACAAUUACCCAGGCUGUUAUCUUCUGCAACACUAAGCGUAAGGUUGACUGGCUGACGGCUAAAAUGCGCGAGAAUAAUUUUACCGUAUCUUCUAUGCAUGGAGAUAUGCCACAAAAGGAGCGAGAUGCAAUCAUGGACGAAUUCAGGUCCGGCCAAACCCGAGUUCUUAUCACAACUGAUGUUUGGGCUAGGGGAAUCGAUGUUCAACAGGUUUCGCUGGUGAUCAAUUACGAUCUUCCUAAUAAUCGAGAGCUUUAUAUUCAUCGCAUUGGACGGUCUGGCCGUUUUGGGAGAAAGGGUGUUGCCAUAAACUUUGUUAAAAGUGACGACAUCAAAAUCCUGAGAGAUAUCGAGCAAUAUUACAGUACACAGAUUGAUGAAAUGCCGAUGAAUGUGGCUGAUUUGAUUUAACUUGUACGUUCACUAAGAUCAAAUGCUGAGUUUUUGCACUGGCUGUCUGAACAUAUGGUUUGAAGGAACCUAUUGUGAUUGGUGCUGGUGUUCAUUUUCAGCGUGCCUUUCCUUUUUGUUUAAACGUUUGAAGGGGAUAUUGUAUUAUAUUUCUGAAUUUUAUUUUAUUAAUGAUUGUUGUUUACUUUUUGUUCAAUAAAGUAUAAACAACAUUAUUCUGGUUUUACAAAGUAAAUUAUAGCCAUUAAAAUGUGUCA